GCCUUGACCGAAGUGUGGCGCGGUACACCACGCGCUGAGAGGCGGAUGCCAGCCACCACGGCGUAAAAGUUGCCUGCACCUGUCGUCAGUUCAAACCAGGGGCAAAGUCCCGGCGCAUCGUAGCUAAAGGCGACAUAUUUAUUACCCGUUUGGUCAAGUAAACAGCGAGGCUAAGCAUCACAUCAUGACUGAAACGGGAGAGGUAGAGGAUGAAAUUCAGUUUCUACGAACGAAUGAUGAGCUGGCGUUGAGGUGCUCCUUGUCGGCUCAGCAGAGGCAGCAGAAGUUCUGCCUGGCAGCGGAAGGCUUUGGCUGCCGGCUCUGCUUCCUGGAGACCACAUCCAAUUCUAAAAAUGUUCCCGUGGACCUGUCCGUCUGUGUGUUUGUGCUGGCCCAGUGUCUGUCAGUCCGUGCCCUGCAGGAAAUGCUGGCCAAACAGAGCAGCCAGCAGACAGGGGCGGUUGAGAUGGGAAGCCACCGCACUCUCCUCUACGGCCAGGCCGUGCUGCUGCGGCAUGCCUACAGUGGAAUGUACCUAUGCUGUUUGUCCACAACUUGCUCUUCCACUGAUAAGCUGGCAUUUGAUGUAGGGUUGCAAGAGGAAAUAAUAGGCGAGGCGUGCUGGUGGACUGUGCACCCUGCCUCCAAGCAGAGGUCUGAGGGAGAGAAGGUCCGAGUUGGGGAUGACCUAAUACUUGUCAGUAUCUCCUCAGAGCGAUACCUGCAUCUGUCCCAGUCUAACUGCACCAGCUCAGGGGAUGAGAGUGGGAGUCUGAGGGUGGAUGCUGCCUUCCAGCAGACCCUGUGGAGUGUAGCCUCCAUAUCCUCAGGAAGUGCAGUGGCUCAAGGGUACCUCAAAGGAGGGGACACAUUCCGACUCCUGCAUGGACACACUGAUGACUGUUUAACGGUUCCACCUGUGCAACAUGGAGAAGAAGAACGCAGGUCAGUGUGCUUUGAAGGAGGUUCUACGUCAUCGGAGGCCCGUUCUCUCUGGAGGCUGGAGACCAUGCGUGUGGCAUGGAGUGGGAGUCACACUCACUGGGGGCAGCCAUUCCGCCUGCGCCAUGUUACCACGGGGAUGUACCUGAGCCUCACGCAAGAUAAGGGUUUAAGACUGAUAGGGAGGGAGAAAGCUGACGCCAAAGCCACCACUUUCUGCUUCCGCUCCUCAAAGGAGAAGCUUGACAUUGUCCAGAGGAAGGAUGCAGAUGGAAUGGGUACAGCCGAGAUAAAGUAUGGAGACUCAAUCUGCUUUGUUCAGCACUUGGACAGUGGCCUUUGGCUUACUUACCAGACUGGUCAGGGAAAGAGAAUGGCCGAGGCCCCACGCCAGGCCAUUUUGCACCUGGAAGGCCACAUGGAUGACGGUGUGACUCUGUCCCGCUCCCAGAGUGCGGAGUCCAGAGCUGCUCAGAUCAUCAGGAGCUCCGUCCUCCUGUUCUCCCGCUUCAUCAGAGGACUGGAUGACCUUGGUCAGAGAUCUAACAUACCGACUCCAGCUCUGCCAAUCGCCACGGUCCGCUUGAGUCUGCAGGAUCUCAUUAGCUACUUCCAGCCUCCUGAUGACAACCAGGGUCAAGAGGAGAGACAGAACAGCAUGAGGGCUCUGAAGAACAGACAGAACCUCUUCCAAGAGGAGGGGAUAAUUGGCUAUGCGUUAGACUGCAUUGAUCGUCUGCAUGCAUACGGCAGUGCUGCACAUUUUGCUGAGGUUGCAGGAAGAGAGACAGGAGAGGAAUGGGAGUCUCUCUUGAACUCACUUUAUGAGCUCCUCGCAUCUCUGAUCAGAGGUAAUAGGAAUAAUUGCGCACAGUUUUCUGGAUCACUGGAGUGGCUGAUUGGGAGGCUGGAGAAGCUGGAUGCAUCCUCUGGGAUUCUAGAGGUGUUACAUUGUGUCCUUGAAGAAAGCCCUGAAGCUCUUAACUUUAUCAAAGAGGGACACAUCAAAUCGAUUAUAUCUCUUUUGGACAAGCAUGGUCGCAAUCACAAGAUUCUAGAUGUGCUGUGUUCACUGUGUGUGUGCCAUGGGAUGGCAGUGCGCUCCAACCAACACUACAUCUGUGAGAAUCUGCUACCAGAGAGAGACCUGCUUCUGCAGACACGCCUCUGCAAUCAAGUCAGGAGUGUGAGGCCCAAUCUCUUCCUGUGUAUGAGUGAAGACUCGGCUCAGUGCAGGAAGUGGUAUUUUGAGCUGGUUGUGGAGAAGGCAGAGCCAUUUGUCACCGCUGAGCCCACUCACCUGCGGGUGGGUUGGGCCUGCACAGAGGGCUACCACCCCUCCCCAACCGGUGGACAUGGCUGGGGUUCAAAUGGAGUCGGGGAUGACCUCUACUCCUAUGGCUUUGAUGGGCUUCACCUAUGGUCAGGUGGUAUUGGCCGGAGAGUGAGCUCACCCGGUCAGCACCUGCUGAGGGAGGAUGACGUGGUCAGCUGUUGCCUUGACCUUGGGGCUCUCUGCAUGUCAUUCAGGGUCAAUGGUCUCCCUGUGCAGGGCAUGUUUGAGAACUUCAGCACAGACGGACUGCUCUUUCCUGUGGCCAGUUUCUCGGCUGGAGUGAGGAUCUGUUUCUUGCUGGGCGGUCGUUUGGGGGAGUUUAAAUUCCUGCCCCCUCCUGGUUUCUCGCCCCUGUCCGAGGCUCUUCUGCCCAGGGUCAGGUGCAGGGUUGAGCCCUGUCUGGAAUUCAUGAGGCAGCUUGACGGUCGCCAGCAUGACCUGCUGGGACCAGCGGUGGCACUGAAGCCUCCUACCUUUACUCCUAUGCCUGUGGACUCCAGUCAGGUGGCCUUCCCCCCUCAGCUGGAGCAGAUUCGGGAGAAGCUUGCUGAGAACCUACAUGAGCUCUGGCUCAUCAGUAUGGUAGACCAAGGCUGGAUCUACGGGCCAGUUAAAGAAGAAAAUAAGAAACAUCAUCCCGAUCUGGUUGAAUUUUCCAAACUGCCAGACCAAGAGAAGAAUCUGAACCUUCAGGCUGCCCAGGAGACACUCAGGACACUCUUGGCUCUCGGAGUCCAUAUUGGACUGUCAGAUGACCGUGCUGAUGAGAAGGUCAAAUAUGUCCGACUAUCUAACAAGUAUGAGCUGUGGAAUGGGUAUCGACCCUCUCCUGUCGAUCUGUCUCAUGUCACCCUGACCGCUGCCCAGGAGGCCAUAGUGGACCGUCUGGCCGAGAAUGACCACAACCUGUGGGCCAAAGACAGGAUCAGACAGGGAUGGAGCUAUGGGCCGCAGCAGGAUGUGAAGGGCAAGAGGAGUCCUCACUUGGUGCCCUUCUCUCUGCUGGACGAGCGGACCCAGAGGUCUGGCAGUGAGGCUGUGAGGGACGCUCUGAGCACCGUACUGGCCUAUGGGUACACAGUGGAGCCCUUGGACCAGGAGCAGAUGGCACUUCCAGAUGCUGGCCUUUCCCUGGCUGAGAAGUUCAGAAUAUUCCGAGUUGAGCGUUCCUAUUCUGUGCAGAGGGGGAAGUGGUACUUUGAGUUUGAAGCAGUGACCUCCGGGGAGAUGAAGGUGGGCUGGGCUCAGUCCGGCUGUAAACCAGACCUGGAGCUAGGGUCAGAUGACCAGGCCUUUGUUUUUGAUGGCUGCAAGGGGCGUCUCUGGCAUCAGGGCAGUGAGCAGCUGGGUCAUGCUUGGCAGAUGGGCGAUGUCGUGGGCUGCAUGCUGGAUCUUGACCAGUGCACUAUGAUGUUCACACUAAACGGGGAGCUUUUGCUGAACGACCAUGGUUCUGAGCUCGCUGCCAAAGACUUUGCGGUCCAAGAUGGUUUCAUGCCUGUAUGCAGUGUAGGGGUGAACCAGGUGGGUCGUCUACAUUUUGGUCAACAGGAUGACCCCCUGCGUUACUUUGGUGCGUGUGGACUCCAGGAGGGCUACCAGCCAUUCGCUCACAACAUGAGCCGAGACGUUCCUCUAUGGAUGAGCUGGAAACAGCCCCAUUUCACCCCUGUUCCCCCAGACCACAGCCGUAUUCAGGUAACUCGUCUUGAUGGGACAGUAGACCGAUCACCUUGUUUGAAGGUGACGCAAAAAUCAUCAGGAUCACAGGGCACCAGUGGCACAGUCAGUUCGGACAUUGGCUACUACCGCCUCAGCUUACCGAUCGAGUGUGCCGAGGUUUUCUCCCCGCCACUAGAGGGCGCCGUCCCCUGCAGCAGCACUGCUUAUCACCCCAAGAGAGACUCUGAGGAGGGGGAGACCGACUCCGAUUUUGAGGUCCUUAUGAAGUCAGCUCGCCGGCACGCUGGGUCCAGAGAUGAACUCAACAACCACAAAGACCACGGCCAAGAAAAGCCCUCCAGACUGAAGCAGCGUUUUAUGUUGAAGCGACCUAAACCAGAGCUGAAUGCAAGCCACUCCUCUGCCCGUCUGUUGGAAGAAGUGGUGGCCACAGAGAAGGACGAGGAUAAGAGCCUCUCCAAUUGCUCCACGUACUACUACUCUGUGAGGCUGCUACCUGGUCAGGAUCCCUCCUGUGUCUGGGUCGGCUGGGUCACCUCCAGCUUCCAGCAGCAGCAGCAGCAGCAGGCCUUUGACCUGGACAGGGUUCGCACGGUCACUGUGACACUUGGGGAUCAACAGGGCAAAGUUCAAGAAAGUGUAAAGCGCUGCAGCUGUUUCAUGGUGUGUGCAGCGGAGGCAAUUAACCCUACUCACGGUCGCAGCGGUGGUGGACUAGAGAUUGGUUGUCUUGUAGACACAGCAACAGGACUUCUGACCUUCACUGCCAAUGGAAAAGAGCUGGACACCUACCACCAGGUGGAGCCCUGCAUCAGGCUGUAUCCUGCCGUGUUCGCCAAAGCCACAAGCUCCGACAUGUUUCAGUUUGAGCUUGGCAGGAUUAAGUUCGUGAUGCCCGUGUCUGCGGGUAUGUUUCGGGGCGAGAGGAGGAACUCGGUGGCCCAGUGCCCCCCGCGGUUACACGUGCAGCGCCUGGAGCCCUACCAUUGGCUGCGCGUGCCUGACCACUCCCCCAGGGUGGAGGUGACGCGCAUGGACGAGAGGCACGGUUGGAGGGUGCAGUGUCACAGCCUGCUGCAGGUCAUGACCCUUCACAUCCCUGAGGAGAACAGGUGUGUGGAUAUUCUCGAGUUGUCAGAGCUCGAUGACCUCCUGACCUUCCACCAGCACACCCUUCACCUCUACUCUGCCCUCUGUAGCCAUGCCAACACUCAUGUGGCCCAUGCCAUCUGCAGCCACGUGGACCAGUCCCAGUUCUUUUACGCACUCCAGUGCCGCCACAUGCCCGGCCCGCUACGGGACGCCUACUACGCCCUCUUCAGCGAGGUCCAUCUCAAUGCCCACGCCGGCGCCAGACGGGCAAUGACCCACGAGUAUAUCGUGCCCAUGACGGACGACACGAGAUCUGUCACGCUCUACAACAGCCACAAGAGACGCCACUCGUUGCCUGGUAGUGUCCGCAGCGGGUCCUUGUGGCCCCGGCUGAACUUCAGCGCACCCUGCUUCGUCCGGCUUGACCAGGCGGCUAACGGCGAGCCUCCGGACGACAGAGUAGGGGACGUCCAGCAGGACAGCCCCGCGUUCCCGCUGGAGCUGCUCAAGGCGUUGCUGGUGGAGAUGCUGCAGAAGGCCGUGUGCGCGGUGGGCCAGUGCGUGCGGGAUCCUGUAGGGGGCAGCGUGGAGCUGCUGCUGGUGCCCCUCCUGCGGCUGCUGCACACGCUGCUCCUCAUGGGGGUGUACCGGGGCCCAGACCUGAGGGCAGCCCUGCGACUCAUCUUGCCUGGCGUCUACAUACAAAACUGGGCCAUCGCCGAGGACGAGGAUGGGGACGAGUUUGAGGUGGAUGCUGAUGGAGAGAGAGAUGAAAGUCUGGGAGGCUUCCCCAAGCAAAGUCUACUGCAGAUGAAACUGCCUGAGGCUGUGAAACUGCAAGUAUGUCACUUGCUGGAGUACCUGUGUGACUGUCAGGUGCGUCACAGAGUGGAGGCAGUGGUGGCCUUCGCCGAUGACUUUGUGGCGCGUCUCCAGGAGAACCAGCGCUUCCGCUACAAUGAGGUCAUGCAGGCGCUCAACAUGUCCGCUGCCCUCACGGCACGCAAGACUAAAGAGUUCCGCUCGCCUCCUCAGGAGCAGAUUAACCUGCUGCUUAAUUUCCGUGAGGAGCAGCAAGAAUGCCCGUGCCCAGCAGAGAUCCAGGAACUGCUCCAGGAGUUCCACAGUGAUCUCAUGACUCACUGUGGCAUUGAGAUUGACGAUGACUCAGAGACAGGGGAUGAUGGGGAUCUAUCCGUCAGGGGUCGGCUCUUCGGCCUGGUGGAGAAAGUGGCCAGCCUGAAGCGACGGCUCUCCCUGUGUCCCCUGGAAUCUGUCAUCGCCAAGCCGGUGUCCCUGCGGCAGAUGAUAUCGGACGCCAUGCUGCGCUGGGCUCAGGAGGCGCCCAUGGCGGAGCCGGCACUGGUGCGGGCCGUGUUCAGGCUGCUGCGGCGCCAGUACGAGGGUCUGAGUGCCCAGAUGGCCGCGCCCCUGCACAAGGCCUACUGCAUCAGCCCGGGCUCCGUGGAGGACACGCUGGCGCUACAGAGCGCCCUGGGCCGCCUCCGCUCCCUGCUCCGCAUCCGCAUGGGCCGCCAGGAGGAGGCGCUCAUGAUCCAGGGCCUCGGAGACAUCAUGAACAAUAAAGUAUUUUAUCAGCACCCAAACCUGAUGAGAGCCCUGGGCAUGCAUGAGACAGUGAUGGAGGUGAUGGUGAACGUCUUAGGAGAGGGAGAAUCAAAGGAAAUUCUGUUCCCUAAGAUGGUUGCCCACUGCUGCAGAUUCCUCUGUUACUUCUGUCGGAUUAGCCGACACAACCAGAAGGCAAUGUUUGAUCAUCUCAGCUAUCUGUUGGACAACAGCAAUGUUGGACUCGCCUCCCCUUCCAUGCGGGGAUCUACUCCUCUGGACGUGGCUGCUGCCUCUGUGAUGGAUAACAACGAGCUGGCCCUGGCCCUCACCGAGGCAGCGCUGGAGAAAGUGGUUCAGUACCUGGCAGGUUGUGGCUUGCGGAGCUGUCCCCUGCUGUUGUCUAAGGGCUAUCCUGAUAUUGGCUGGAAUCCAGUGGAGGGGGAACGCUAUGUGGACUUCCUCCGAUUCGCUGUCUUCUGUAAUGGGGAGAGUGUUGAGGAGAAUGCUUAUGUAGUGCUGAGGUUACUGAUCCGUCGGCCAGAGUGUUUUGGGCCCGCCCUACGAGGGGAUGGAGGAGAUGGUCUCCUAGCAACCAUGGAGGAAGCUAUCAGGAUCUCUGCUGAUCCAAAGAGAGAUGGACGAACAGCAGCUUAUGAGUCCAACAGAACUCUUGACACGAUCAAUGAUGAAGAUGAUGACCUCAUCCACUUGGGGCAUGCAAUCAUGACAUUCUAUUCUGCUCUUAUUGACCUGCUAGGCCGCUGUGCCCCUGAGAUGCAUCUGAUUGAGGCUGGGAAAGGUGAGGCUAUCCGAAUCCGAGCCAUCCUGAGGUCACUCAUCCCUCUGGAGGAUCUGGUGGGGGUCAUCAGCAUCCCCCUGCACCUGCCCACACUGGACACAGAUGGCACAGUGAUAGAGCCAGACAUGUGCACUGUGUUCUGCCCUGACCAUAAGACUGCUAUGGUUCUGUUUCUGGACCGGGUCUAUGGGAUCCCGGACCAGACCUUCCUGAUGCGACUGCUGGAUGUUGGCUUCCUGCCAGACCUCCAAGCGGCUCUCAGCAUGGACUCAUCUGAUCUGUCCAGCACCGAUAUGGCUCUCGCUCUCAACCGCUAUCUGUGCACGGCAGUGCUGCCUCUCCUCACCAAGUGUGCGUCUCUGUUGGGCAACUCGGAGGCUCACCACCAGCUGGUGGACUCCCUGCUCCAGGCCGUCUACCGGCUCUCCAAGGGCAGCGUGCUGACCAAGGCCCAGCGAGACGCCAUUGAGGACUGCCUCCUGUCUAUCUGCGGCAAGCUGAGGCCCUCCAUGGUUCAGCCUCUGUUGCACUGUCUAGUGUUUGAUGUUCCUCUUCUGACUGACUACACAAAGAUGCCCCUCAAGCUGUUGGCCAAUCACUAUGAGCUCAGCUGGAAGUACUACUGUUUGGCCGGAGGCUAUGGAGGUGUGGGGAGUGCCACAGUGGAGGAGCUUCACCUGUCCAGGCAGCUGUUCUGGAGCACCUUCAGUGCCCUGGCCAGGAAGUCGUAUGAUGCUGACCUGUUCCGGCUGUGUUUGUCCUGCCUCGGGGCAGUUGCUCGGGCGAUCCCACCUGACCACCUGGACCCCAGCUGCCGGGGGGGCCUGGAGACCCACCCUUCACUGGACACAGAGGGACACUUCUGUCCGCAGCCGGUGGACACCUCAAAUGUUUCCAUCCCUGAGGGACUGGAGUUUGUGGUGAAUAAAUAUGCUGAGCACACACAUGAGAAAUGGUCUCUUGACAAGUUUGCCAGUGGUUGGGUCCAUGGAGACCAGCUUUGUGAGAGUUCCAAAGUUCAUCCCCUUCUAAAGCCUUAUCGAGCCCUGUCAGAGAAGGACAAAGAGAGCUAUCGCUGGGCUAUAAAAGAGAAGGUGAAAACAAUGCUGGUGUUUGGUUGGACCAUCGAGAGAACUAAGGAUGGAGAGGCUUUGGAAGUGUAUAAUACAGCACAAAGAAUAUCACAGGCUGGACAGCUCUCCUUUGAAGGCGCUUCCACUUUCAGUCCCAAACCCAUUGACAUGAGCAAUGUGACACUAUCAUGGGACCAGUAUUCCAUGGCAGAGCAGCUGGCUGAGAGCUCCCAUAACAUGUGGGCCAAGAGGAAACAGCUGGAGCUGGAAUCCAAAGGAGGGGGGAGUCAUCCCCUGCUGGUGCCGUAUGAUGCCUUGCCUGCUCGCGAGAAGACCAGAGUUCGAGAAAGAGCAAAGGACGUCCUCAAGUUCUUCCAAAUGAACAGAUACAACGUGUGGAGGGACAGGAAGCCCGUGGAGUGUGACUCUCCAGCCAUCGCCAGUCGCUUUGCUUACGGGGUCCUUCAGCAGGCCCUGAACUACACUGACCAGGCUCAGGGGCAGCUGCUUGAGCUGGAGGCUGCUCAGGCCCGAGGACAAGGAUCAAAAUCAGAACAGGCUCCUUAUGAAAAGCAAAUCAAUUUCUUUGUCAAGGUUGUGAUGCCCUUGGUUGAUCAGUAUCUGAAGUGCCAUCGCUGCUACUUCCUGUCCACCUCGACGGAUCUCCUUGGUAACCGAGGGCAUGCGUCCAACAAGGAGAAAGAGAUGGUUACCAGUCUUUUCUGCAAGCUUGGGGCUCUUGUAAGGCGUAGGAUAGCUCUCCUUGGAAACGAUUCUCCUUCUGUGACAAGCUGUCUGACCACUUUGGCUUCGUCUUUGGAUGCAAGGACAGUGAUGAAGAAUGCUGCAGAGUCCGUGCGUCUCUCUCUCUGCUCCUUCUUUGAGGAGGCCGCUGUUGACCUGGAACUCGCCGUGGAGACCCUGGCUCAGGGCUCACUCCCCCCCACCAGAUCCCAGGUGAGGGGAGCGGGGGACUCCGUGGCCUACACCUCCGAGGUCCUCGUCCCCGUCCUCACCGCUCUCUUCCAGCACGCCGCCCAGUGUCAGUAUGGCCAGGACCUCAUAGUGGAUAAAGUUCAAGUCUGCUGCUACAGAGUCCUAAUCAGCCUGUAUUCACUUGGCACCUCCAAAAAUACCUACGCAGAGAGGCAGAGGCCGGAGGUGGGUACGUGUCUGGCUGCCCUGACGGCUGCCUUUCCUGCUGCCUUCCUGGAGCCCUCUUUGGGUGAGGAUGCAUCCUCUCAUGCUGCAGAAGCCAGCCAUCUCCUUCCCUCUCUGCACACGGCUCUGGGGGAGGUGGAGGAGCUGGUGUCCGGCGGCUCGACCGCUCGUCACACCCUGCUGUCCCGGGUCACCGAGGUGACGCUCCCCCUGCUCUGCAGCUACUUCUCCCGUUGGGACGGCGUGGAGGCGCCCGAGGGGGGCACCUCGUCUCUCAGCCCCGAGCAAAGCAGCACUCUGCUGGGCCACGUCCUCUCUAUCAUCCACACGCACCUGGGGGUGGCCGACGGCGCCUGGAUGAAGCGCCUGGCAGUUGUGUCUCAGCCAAUCAUUAGGCAGGCAGAACCACAGCUUCUGAAGAGUCACCUUCUGCCUCUGAUGGAGAAGUUGAAGAAAAAGGCGGAGUUAGUUAUCAUGGAGGAGGAGCAUUUGAAGGAGGGGAGGGGCGAUACAUCAGAGGCGGAGUUACAAAUCCAGGAAAAGUUUACUGUGUUAGUCCGUGACUUGUAUGCUUUUUACCCUCUACUCAUUCCCUAUGUGGACUUACACAGAGUGAGUUGGUUGAGAGAGUUAACACCUGAGGCUGAGACACUUUUCAGUAUGGUGGCUGACAUCUUCAUCUUUUGGACUAAGUCUCACAAUUUCAAAUGGGAGGAGCAGAAUUUUGUAGUCCAGAAUGAAAUUAACAACAUGGAGUUCCUGGUCAAUAUUAGCAAGAACACUAGGCCUACAUCAAAGAAAGGGGGCGUGGCAGACAAAAACAGGAGUAAGGUGAAGAGGAAGGGUGACCGCUACUCCACGCACACCUCGCUCAUCGUGGCCGCCCUGAAGAAACUGCUCCCCAUCGGCCUAAGCGUCUGCUCUGCUGCUGACCAUGAGGUCAUAGCCAAGGCCAAGGCCCACCUGUCCCAGAAGGACACAGAGGAGGAGGUCAGAGAGAUCAUCCGCAAAGGCCUUCAGAAGCACAAUAAGGAUUUAUUCAGAGGAGCUUGGAAUCUUGAGGAGCUCAGUGUAGGGCGAGUUUUUGGCAUAGCUCGUGUCUUAUUUCACCUGGACCAGGUUGAAAGGCCACACAGGAAAAAGAAGGCUGUGUGGCACAAACUGCUCUCCAAGCAGAGGAAGAGAGCUGUGGUGGCUUGCUUCAGAAUGGCACCUCUAUACAACUUACCCAGGCACAGAGCAGUCAAUCUCUUCCUCCUGGGUUAUGGUAAAGCAUGGAUUGAGGCAGAGGGCCAUUCUUUUGAAGAUAAGCUAAUAGAGGAUUUGACUAAAGUGGGUGAGCAAGAACGGGAGGAUCCUGAGGAAGUGGGCGAUGAGGGAGAAGGGGGUGCGUCUCACUCGGAUCCUCUCCAUCAACUCAUCACACUCUUCAGCCAAAGUGCUGUGACAGAGAGGAGACUCCAAGAAGACACGUUGUAUAUGUCCUUUGCAGAGAUCAUGGCUGAGAGUUGCCAUGGGGAAGAGGAGGAUGAAGAUGAAGUCAAGUCAUUUGAGGAGAAGGAGAUGGAGAAGCAGAAGCUGCUGUACGAGCAGGCCAGACUACACGAGCGUGGAGCUUCCGAGAUGGUGCUUCAGACUAUCAGUGCUAGCAGAGGUGAGAAGGGCUCUAUGGUGGAGGCUACUCUAAAGCUGGGAAUAGCUAUUCUUAAUGGAGGAAAUACAGGUGUGCAACAGAAAAUGCUGGAAUACCUGCGCCACAAGCGAGACGUGGGCUUCUUUCAGAGCCUGGCAGGCCUCAUGCAGUCGUGCAGUGUACUGGAUCUCAACGCCUUUGAGCGGCAGAACAAAGCCGAGGGACUGGGUCUGGUUAUGGAGGCGAGCUCAGGGGACAAGGUAAUGGCAGAUGAGGAACUGACCUGUGACCUUUUCCGCUUCCUACAACUCUUGUGUGAGGGACACAACUCAGAUUUUCAGAAUUACCUCCGGACUCAAACUGGCAACAACACAACCGUGAACAUCAUUAUAUCCACUGUUGACUACCUCCUCAGGGUACAGGAGUCCAUCAGUGAUUUCUACUGGUAUUAUUCUGGCAAAGAUAAGAUGGAUGAACAUGGACAGCGGCAUUUCUCUAAGGCCGUUAGUGUUGCCAAGCAAGUCUUCAACACCCUCACAGAAUAUAUUCAGGGUCCUUGCACAGGGAAUCAGCAGAGUUUGGCUCACAGCCGAUUAUGGGAUGCGGUUGUUGGGUUCCUGCAUGUGUUUGCUCAUAUGCAAAUGAAGCUCUCUCAGGAUUCUAGUCAGAUUGAUUUGCUGAAAGACUUGAUGGAUUUACAGAAAGACAUGGUUGUGAUGCUUCUGUCCAUGCUGGAAGGAAAUGUUGUAAAUGGCACGAUCGGGAAACAGAUGGUGGACAUGUUGGUGGAAUCCUCUAGCAACGUGGAGCUGAUCCUUCGCUUCUUUGACAUGUUCCUUAAACUCAAAGUUUUCACCUCGUCUGAUGCUUUUAAAGAGUAUGACCCUGACCGAAGGGGGCUCAUCUCCAAGAAGGACAUCCAGAGGGCCAUGGAGGGCUGCCAGCACUACUCCCCCUCUGAGACCGAGUUCCUGCUCUCCUGCAUGGAGACGGACGAGAGCGAGCUGCUGGACUACCAGGCAUUUGUGAAGCGCUUCCACGAGCCGGCCAAAGACAUCGGCUUUAACAUGGCCGUGCUCCUCACCAACCUGUCCGAGCACAUGCCUGGCGAUGCCCGCCUGCACACCUUCCUGGAGCUGGCAGAGAGCGUUCUCAGGUACUUCCAGCCCCACCUUGGGCGUAUAGAGAUCCUGGGGAGUGCUAAGCGCAUUGAGCGUGUUUACUUUGAGAUUAGCGAGUCGAGUCGGACUCAGUGGGAGAAACCCCAGGUGAAGGAGUCCAAGCGCCAGUUCAUCUUUGACGUCGUCAAUGAGGGUGGAGAGAAGGAGAAGAUGGAGCUCUUUGUGAACUUCUGUGAGGACACCAUCUUUGAAAUGCAGCUGGCCGCACAGAUCUCCGGCACGGACGCUGGCGAGGACACAGCUGAGAAGGACGAGGAGGAAGAGGAGGAGGCAGAGAGAGGAAGGCCCAGAGAAACCAGUUUCUUUUCUCUGGCUUCAGCAAUGUACGUUCUCCUGGCUCCUGUGCACUUCCUGAUGAUGCUGGCAUCACUGCUCUCUGUGAGGAGCCUCCGAAAGCAUCUGAGGAAGGUCACCUUGAAGGGUCUCAUCAGUACCAUUUUCUCAUUUUUAUGGAACAUUCUCAUGGGAUUGGCUCAUAUGGUGUUUUGUGUGAUCUCCUUCAUAUUGCACAUACUCUACCUGACCUUCAUCAACGGUGGCAUUAUUGAGAUGGUUGAGAACAUGACACUCGCUGACCUGGUGAUUGACGUCCAUGACCCCAACCUCGAUGAGGUCACAGGGUUGCGUGUGGGUUUGGGGGAUGGAGUCCGGCAGUGCCUGGAGCCCCUCUCCUCCCAGGAGGACCUGAGUGUGCUGGAGCUGGAUCUGUCCAAAGACCCGCAGGUCCUUACAGACAUCUUCGGACUGAGUCUGAGAAAGGAGGGGACCAAGAUCAGACUUAUGUCUAAUGAUUUCAGUGCCAGCCUAGACCAUUUUCUCUCGGCCUCGGGCGAGCCUACUGACGCUGCUGAAAUCAGGGGGAAACAAAAGGUGUUUGCAUUCAAGACACACGUCUGCGAAGAAAAGGAAGAGAGCAUUACUGAAAAAGCAGAUGGAGAGGAGGAUGAGAAGGACAAGAGGCAGGAGCGCAGGCAGCGCCAGAGGGCCAGGCAACAGCGCCGCUCAAAGCAGGAGGAAGAAGAUGUCCAGGAGUCAGCUCUCUGGAAAUCCUUGAACUCCUAUCAGAGAAGAAUGCUUAAUUGCUUUGCCAGGAAUUUUUACAACAUGCGAUUGCUUGCCCUGUUUGUCGCAUUUGCCAUCAAUUUCAUCCUUCUGUUCUAUAAGGUGUCGUCGUCUGUGACUGCAGAUGAAGAGGACCUGGAGGGCUCUGCCUGGUCUGACAGGCCAGAUGAUGUGAGCCUGGAGGGGCCGGUGCCAGCGGCGGACCCAGACUCAGACUCAGACACGGCCUCCUUUGUCCUGGAGGAGAGCAGCGGCUACAUGGAGCCCUGCCUGCGCUUCCUGGCCAUCAUUCACACCCUCAUAUCCUUCUGCUCUAUCAUCGGCUACUACUGUCUGAAGGUUCCCUUGGUGAUUUUUAAGCGGGAGAAGGAAGUAGCCCGCAAGCUUGAAUUUGAUGGCCUGUACGUGACAGAGCAGCCCUCCGAAGAUGACAUCAGAGGACAGUGGGACAGACUGGUCAUCAAUACGCCGUCAUUUCCGAGUAAUUAUUGGGAUAAGUUUGUGAAGAGGAAGGUGAUGGAUAAAUAUGGGGAUUUUUACGGCUUGGCGCGGAUCAGCGACCUGCUGGGUCUGGAUCGAGCCGCUCUGGACUUCAGUGCCCAGGGCAUGGAGAGGAGGAGGCCCAGGAGAGAGAGAGAGCUCGCAGCCCUGUUGAGCUCCAUCGACAUGAAGUACCAGAUAUGGAAACUGGGUGUGGUGUUCACUGAUAAUUCUUUCCUUUACCUGGCUUGGUACAUGUGCAUGUCUGUCCUUGGCCACUAUAACAACUUCUUCUUUGCUGCUCAUCUGCUGGACAUUGCUAUGGGCUUUAAAACUCUGAGGACCAUCCUCACUUCUGUCACACACAAUGGCAAACAGCUGGUGUUAACAGUGGGGCUGCUGGCUGUCGUGGUCUAUCUCUACACUGUGGUCGCCUUCAACUUCUUCCGGAAGUUCUACAAUAAAAGUGAAGACGGUGAAGGCCAGGAUAUGAAAUGUGACGAUAUGCUGACAUGUUAUAUGUACCACAUGUACGUGGGGGUGAGAGCUGGAGGGGGCAUCGGGGAUGAGAUCGAGGAUCCUGCGGGGGACGAAUUCGAGUUCUACCGCAUCAUUUUCGACAUCACCUUCUUCUUUUUUGUUAUAGUUAUUCUGCUGGCGAUCAUACAAGGUCUCAUCAUUGAUGCCUUCGGAGAGCUGCGAGAUCAGCAGGAGCAGGUCAAAGAGGACAUGGAGAGGUCAGUCAGACCGAGGGCUGAGGGACUCCUGGACCCAUAUGCUCAGGGUCGGGCGGCAUGCUUCAGUUUGCUCGCUGGAUGUCUGAAUGCACAAUCUGUCUCUGCUUACAGGUUCUUCGUGAUGUACCUCAUCAACAAGGACGAAACAGAGCACACUGGCCAGGAAUCUUAUGUAUGGAAGAUGUACCAGGAGCGUUGCUGGGAAUUCUUCCCAGUGGGAGAUUGUUUCCGUAAACAAUAUGAGGAUCAGCUUAGCUAAGAGUCCAGUUUGCUCCCUAAGGCAAUGCACUGUGGGUUAGUGGCUGCACUUCAUUUCUUUGGAGCAGUUGCACUGAAUUACCCAACAAAAAGAACUGUUACAAAUUUAGAAUCAGACCAUAUGCACAUAAUGUGUAAUCUCACUUACAUGGUAAUUAGUGCUGAUUAAUUAUUUAAUUGCUGUUCAUUAUGCAGGUCUAUGUCUAUGCAGAGUGUGAUUUGAGACUCAGUAUUCUAUUAAAGUAACACUACCAGUGUGA
Alosa sapidissima (American shad) is the source of this 15269-nucleotide messenger RNA. RefSeq names its product ryanodine receptor 2b (cardiac) (gene ryr2b). The transcript is spliced from 102 exons. Gene Ontology annotation, molecular function: ryanodine-sensitive calcium-release channel activity; calcium ion binding; protein binding. Lineage: Eukaryota; Metazoa; Chordata; Actinopteri; Clupeiformes; Clupeidae. Gene Ontology annotation, cellular component: Z disc; smooth endoplasmic reticulum; sarcolemma. The record is from RefSeq and is a predicted model, not a curated record. Gene Ontology annotation, biological process: calcium ion transmembrane transport; intracellular calcium ion homeostasis. The coding region runs from base 185 to 15010 and encodes 4941 amino acids.